Molecule: messenger RNA, 1802 nt
Organism: Acanthopagrus latus (yellowfin seabream)
Lineage: Eukaryota; Metazoa; Chordata; Actinopteri; Spariformes; Sparidae
Exons: 5
Coding region: 1-849 (282 amino acids)
Biological process (GO): regulation of cell differentiation
Cellular component (GO): membrane
Source: RefSeq, a predicted model, not a curated record
AUGAACGCCUCGGGGAUCCACCAUGGGACGCUCAGGAUGUAUGGUGGAUUUAUUUUCAAACAGUGGAAAAAGAGGUUUCUGCUCCUAACAGCUGAGGGCAGUCUCCUUGUGUGCCAUGAUGCCUCGUCUCCCCCUGACCAGCUGGUGCUGUUGCAGACCCACUGUGAGGCAAUUGUGGAAGGCAAAGAGAUCCUAGAUUUGCCCAAGUUGCCCUCCGGUGGAUGCAGGGAUUGCUGCUUCGCACUGAUCCUCACCCAGAAUAAAUACCUGCUGCUGCUGGCUGAAACCUCCGCAGACUGCAGUCAGUGGCUGAAUGUGCUGAAAAAAGUGAAACAGAGUCUCUCAUCACCCCUCAGUCCUUGUAAGCGACAUUAUGUGCCACCGCCGCGCAUUACUCUCAAAGAUCUGGUGCCGGAGCAAAUCCUGGAAAAAGAUCCACCAACUCCACCAGUAAGCGACACAGAGGUUCCCUCCCCGGGGCCUUGUGCGUCUCCAAGGGAAAGAGGCAGGAAUUCUCCCCGCUCAAAGUGCUAUAAAGGAGGGGCACAUUCAGUAGGCUGCCUGCGCCACGGCACUAUCAGCAAUGCACAAGCAGUGAAGGCAGUUUAUCUGCUGAUGGGAGGGGCGGCGGCUUCCUCUGCUAUGGGUUACUUAGGGACAUGCUCGCUCUCCAAUCUGGAAGCCAAGGCUCCUGACAUGCCACUCAACACGGAUUUCUCCCACAUGGGACCAGCGGGAGCGUUCCACGCCACCGGACCCGCACUCGACUCCCCUCACUACAACAGCUUCGACUUUGAAGUGGGAGACUCUGAUUUUGAUGCUUUUGAUUGUGGGGGAUUUACUUUUUAAUGAUGUGUUGAGUGGGGGGGCUGUGGAUAUGGACAGCUUUAACGAUGCUGAAAAUUAACUUGAUAUUUCAGCAUGGUUUGUCAAAAUGUGAGAAACUUUAUGAAGGUCUGCAAAUAGAGUUGAUUCUUAAGGGGAAAAUGUUGCUAUGAAAUAACUGCAGUAUCAUGAUCCCCUUUUAGGUCAGUGUAGCCAACUUGUUAGCAGACAGCCUGUUUCGACAUCAAGCAGUUAAUGAGCAACACAAUCAUUCAUUUGGAGUUUAUGUUUGUGGCGACGUGUCCGAUAUCCAUUGUGUUUUAGCUCCGUGUUUGGUCUUCACCAACUCCUAAGCUGCUACACGCUCCACUGUGUUCACCAGCUAGUCGCUAACUUUGUGUGUGUGUGUGUGCCGUUCGGUGGUGUGUGCUACAGUGUCACCAUGACUAGGCCUUGACUCUUUAGUUAAGUACGUUGAAGUGAAACGUUGUCGACGUGAUUCAUGAAUUCUUUCAUAAGUACUGUUACACCUGUGUUGUGACAUGGAAACUGUGAUGACUUGUGCAUAUCACUCACCCCUUGUAUGUGCAUUAUUUCUCACAAUAAUUAUUAUCAUCUAUCAGUGACUGUGACUGUGAUGGGCAUUUGCAGGAAUGCAUAAUAUGCCAUGUACUGUAUGUGUUUUAAAUGUGCUACAAGUCAGGAAUGAACCACAUGUGUGGCUAACCGAGCUAAUGACACGAAAGUUUGCAACUUUACACACUGUUCUACACGAUGCGUCAGAUUUUUUUAUUUAGUUACAGUCACGGACGCUGGCUUCGGAUCAAAAUAACUUAUUGUCACUUCUCAGUGUCAUCCACUUUUGUGCAUGUCCUGUGUUUCUUUUAAUAUGCAGCUGUUGUUGUGCUUUACAUCUAUGUUAAGAAGGUUAAGGUUAAAAGAUAACUUAAAUGUCUAUUCUAGCCCGUUUCACUGAA